UCCAGGCAUGAGUCAGCGGGAGCCNCCAGGACCAGCUGCAAUGCCAGUAGUUCUCUGCUGUGCCUCUCUCAACGAAGACUAGAGACCAGCACCAUGUCGCAGGCUGCUGUGUUUUCCAUCAAGAUAAUGGUGAAGGCAUGGGUCUUCGGAUCAGUGGAGAGCUAAUCUCUGCCUACCCACAGGUGGUGGUAGUGAGAGUUCCAACCCCGUGGGUGCAGAGUGACAGUGAUAUUACUGUUUUGCGCCACCUAGAGAAGAUGGGAUGCCGUUUGAUGAACCGACCUCAAGCCAUCCUUAACUGUGUUAAUAAAUUCUGGACAUUCCAAGAGUUAGCUGGCCAUGGUGUGCCUCUACCAGAUACUUUUUCUUACGGUGGCCAUGAAAACUUUGCUAAGAUGAUUGAUGAAGCAGAAGUGCUGGAGUUCCCAAUGGUAGUGAAGAAUACAAGGGGCCAUAGAGGCAAAGCUGUUUUCUUGGCACGAGAUAAACACCAUUUAGCGGAUCUAAGCCACCUUAUUCGUCAUGAAGCUCCAUAUUUGUUCCAGAAAUACAUUAAAGAGUCUCAUGGAAGGGAUGUACGAGUCAUUGUUGUGGGCGGCCGUGUAGUUGGCACCAUGCUGCGUUGUUCCACAGAUGGAAGGAUGCAAAGCAACUGUUCCCUAGGCGGCGUGGGGAUGAUGUGCUCACUGAGUGAACAAGGGAAGCAGCUGGCUAUCCAAGUGUCUAAUAUCCUGGGCACGGAUGUGUGUGGUAUUGACCUGUUGAUGAAAGAUGACGGCUCCUUCUGUGUCUGCGAGGCNAAUGCAAAUGUAGGUUUCAUCGCCUUUGAUAAGGCUUGUAAUCUAGAUGUAGCUGGUAUCAUAGCAGACUAUGCUGCCUCCCUUCUGCCCGCUGGCCGGCUCACCCGGCGCAUGUCCCUGCUCUCUGUGGUGUCCACUGCCAGUGAGACUAGUGAGCCGGAGCUUGGUCCCCCUGCCAGCGCUGCUGUCGACAACAUGAGCGCGAGUUCCAGCUCUGUUGAUAGCGACCCUGAAAGCACCACCGAGCGAGAGAUGCUCACCAAGCUCCCAGGGGGGCUGUUCAACAUGAACCAGCUGCUAGCCAAUGAAAUCAAACUCCUGGUGGAGUGACUCCACUGGUAAAUAGUUAAACAACAAAACCCUUGUAAAACUGUCUCCCUGCACCCCACCCCUUCCCUUUAACCAACUUGCAAUGCUGUUCAUGGAGAAUGUUCAGAAGGUUGAGUUACAGAUACAGUAAGAUUGGUUAGAAGAAAGGAAAAUAGAUGAGGCCCCUGGUAGUGAUUCAUUUAUGGAUUUCACAGAGGAAUACUAGGUGACACACAGAGAAAUGGCAGGCUCUCAUGGUAACCUUUUCAGUUACGAAUGAAAACCCUGCUCAUAGGCCAUGAGGAACGUGAGAGGUUUUUUUUUUUUUUCUCCCCAUGGUCUCUUGCUUUUGUUUUUAUGUAGAAUGGUUUUGAUCCAAGUACUUAGUAGCAUGACUUCAGUUUCAAGAUUUGUAAAGAGGAAAACAUCCAUUUAAAAUACAGAAGUGUUUUAAAUAAUCUGAAAUGUGCCGUUUCUCUCAGCUAGCAUUUAGCGCAUAGUUGUUUAUGAACUCUAAGGGGCUCUGACUGGAAUUUCUUUAUUUUCAUGUUUGUCUUUGUUUUUUUCCCCUUAAUUUGGGUGGGAGGGUAAUGUGACUAUAAUCCAAUAAAGAUUUUUAAUAACAAAAUUGGCAUGUUUGCAUGAUGAAAGGGAAAUGAACAGUAUUGCAAUGUCUGGUAUACAAAGUAACAUUUACUCAAUGUAGAUAAAGUUAUACUAGUUAAAAGUUUGUGCAUUGACUUGUAUUUGUUAGUGUUUUAGUCUUUUUUUGAAGGAUAUAUGCUCUGUUAAUGUUGCAUUUUUAAUACAUGCUGGUAACACC
Mus caroli (Ryukyu mouse) is the source of this 1932-nucleotide messenger RNA. It is a transcript of the gene Rimklb, whose product is annotated as ribosomal modification protein rimK like family member B. Gene Ontology annotation, biological process: protein modification process. Gene Ontology annotation, molecular function: ATP binding; metal ion binding; N-acetyl-L-aspartate-L-glutamate ligase activity. Lineage: Eukaryota; Metazoa; Chordata; Mammalia; Rodentia; Muridae. Gene Ontology annotation, cellular component: cytoplasm. The record is from RefSeq and is a predicted model, not a curated record.